Dromiciops gliroides (monito del monte) is the source of this 2053-nucleotide messenger RNA. RefSeq names its product ferredoxin reductase (gene FDXR). Gene Ontology annotation, cellular component: mitochondrion. Bases 97 to 1578 code for a protein of 493 amino acids. The record is from RefSeq and is a predicted model, not a curated record. The transcript is spliced from 12 exons. Gene Ontology annotation, biological process: ubiquinone biosynthetic process. Lineage: Eukaryota; Metazoa; Chordata; Mammalia; Microbiotheria; Microbiotheriidae.
GCGGGUCCUGGGUCGUGACGCAAAGGGCGGGGCGGGGCCUCAGGCGGCUCGAGGGUCUUGGUCUCCUAACCUACAGGUUCUCGGUCCUGGCUCUCCAUGGCUCCUCGGGGCUGGAGUUGCUGGCGCUGGGCGGCGCGGCCGCGGGCCCGGCUGCUUCCUGGUGCUGCCUUUCCCUUCGGGUUCCGACAGCUACUCUCUACUCUAGAGCUGGCCCCUCACAUCUGUGUGGUAGGCAGUGGCCCAGCUGGUUUCUAUACUGCCCAACACCUGCUGAAGCACCAUCCUCGGGCUCAGGUGGACAUCUAUGAGAAGCAGCUGGUGCCCUUUGGUUUGGUCCGCUUUGGAGUGGCUCCUGAUCAUCCGGAGGUGAAGAAUGUUAUCAACACGUUUACCCAGACUGCCCACUCCACUCGAUGUUCCUUCAAGGGCAAUGUGACUGUGGGCAGGGAUGUGUCCGUGUCAGAGCUUCAGGAAGCCUACCAUGCUGUUGUGUUGAGCUAUGGGGCAGAGGAUCACCGGACCCUGGGCAUUCCAGGUGAGGAGCUGCCGGGUGUAAUCUCUGCCAGGGAUUUUGUGGGCUGGUACAACGGGUUACCUGAGAACCGUAAGCUGGCACCUAACCUGAACUGUGAUACGGCAUUGAUUCUGGGACAAGGGAACGUGGCUCUGGAUGUGGCUCGGAUUCUGUUGACCCCAACAGAACUCCUGGAGAAAACAGACAUCACUACAGAAGCACUGAGGGUGCUGAAACAGAGCCACGUGAAAAGGGUGUGGAUUGUGGGGCGCAGGGGACCUCUACAGGUAGCCUUUACCAUCAAGGAGCUCCGGGAGAUGAUUAACCUACCUGGGAGCCGGCCCCUUUUGGAUCCCGCAGAUUUUUCAGGCCUGGAAGAAUUGAUUAAAGAGGCUCCCCGUCCAAGGAAGCGGCUGUUGGAGCUUCUGAUGCAAACAGCACUGAAGCCACCAAAAGCCAAGGAGGCUGACAAGAGAGCUGAGAACCCUCGAGCCUGGGGCCUCCGCUUCUUGCGAAGUCCUCAGGAGGUGCUGCCUUCUCCAGAUGGAAGUCGAGUUGCUGGCAUCCGCCUAGCAGUCAUGAGACUAGAAGGCUCUGGUCAGAAUGCCCAAGCUGUGCCCACAGGGACAGUAGAAGAUGUGCCAUGUGGACUGGUGCUGAGCAGCGUUGGCUACAAGAGCCGGCCAAUUGACCCCCGUGUGCCCUUCGAUCCCAAGCUUGGAAUUAUCCCCAACAGUGAGGGUCGCGUGUUGGGUGUGCCAGGUCUAUACUGUAGUGGCUGGGUUAAGCGAGGUCCCACAGGUGUCAUCGCCACCACCAUGAAUGACAGCUUCCUCACUGGCGAGGCCCUACUCCAAGACCUUGAGAAGGGAGUGCUGCCCUUAAGCCCCAAGCUUGGCUACUCCAUUAUAGAACCCCUACUCAAAAAUCGAGGAGUCCAGCCUGUAUCCUUUGAAGACUGGGAGAAACUAGACGCACAAGAGGUGGCUCAGGGCCAGGCAGCUGGGAAGCCCCGGGAAAAACUGGUGGAUCCACAACAGAUGCUACAUAUAAUAAAACAAUGACUCUUCAACUCUGGCCUAGGCCCCAAAGUUUGGCCCAAAGUGCAGCAGGGCCAGGUUCAGGGGUGGGAGUGAUCCAGGAACACGACCUGACAUGGGAUGUACCAGAGAAGGGGCAAGGAGGGACAAAGCACAGUCUACCCUUGAGCUCUGUGCUCACUGUAUGCCCCCUUCUCCUUUCUCAGGGGUCCCUGGCCAAUGCCACUACCUCCAGUGCCCUUUUGAGCAAGUUCUCUGCUCCCCUCCCCUCACUGUUCUUUUGUAUGUUACAUUUUAGCCUCCAGCAUUUGCCUCACUUCUGGUGGGGGGUCCGGGGUGGGGGUGGUAAGAGAUUGAUCUGAGUCACUGGAAGCCACAGCUCCUAUCUGUGCUCCUAGCUCGUCUUCAUCUGAUGUGCCUCAGUGGGCUCAGGUAUCAGGAACCAAGGUGGAAGUAAAGCACUGGAAUAAAGGUAGAAAUAAAGAACUGUAUGACUGAA